This is a messenger RNA of Lachnellula hyalina, 1797 nucleotides long. RefSeq names its product putative metabolite transport protein. Gene Ontology annotation, molecular function: carboxylic acid transmembrane transporter activity. Gene Ontology annotation, cellular component: plasma membrane. The transcript is spliced from 7 exons. The record is from RefSeq and is a predicted model, not a curated record. Gene Ontology annotation, biological process: carboxylic acid transport; transmembrane transport. NCBI's taxonomy places the organism in Eukaryota, Fungi, Ascomycota, Leotiomycetes, Helotiales, Lachnaceae. Bases 1 to 1797 code for a protein of 598 amino acids.
AUGAAGCUGUUCGGCAAGAAGAACGAUGUCGCUGAGCCCAACGUCAGCACGGGCUCUGAUUUUGACAAUCUCGCAAAUGUUGACCCUUUGGCCACAAUCCCAAAAAGCCGUUGGGAGCGCAUAUGGCCAGUCAUGGCUUGUGGCUCUGGUCUUUUCUCCGACGGCUACAUCAAUAAUGUCAUUGGUUCUGUCUCCACCAUGCUAAAAACUAUAUACGGCAAAAAGUACACCGACAACGGCUCGCAGAAGAACGUCAGUGCCAUUGCUUUCGCAGGUACCGUUCUCGGCCAACUUAUUUUCGGAUACACCAGUGACAAAUGGUCUCGGUCGAAUUCUCUCCUCAUCUCCACCAUUAUCUUGAUCAUCUUCGCAGCCCUCGGGGCUGCCUCGUACGGAGGUGGAACGCUCAAUGGCAUGUUCGCGGCCCUGACCGCAUACCGUUUCCUGGUCGGUGUUGGAAUCGGUGGGGAAUAUCCUGCUGGAUCUGUUGCUUGUUCUGAGGCAACUGGCGAGCUGAAGAGCGGCACAAGAAAUCGCUGGUUCAUCCUAUUCACCAAUGUUAUGAUUGAUUGGGGUUUCGUGGUGGGCGCCUUCGUCCCAUACUUGAUGGUCGUCAUUUGCACCGAUAAGCAUUUGCGCUUGGCUUGGAGACUUUCGCUGGGAUUGGGCGUCGUUCCUCCGUUGUUGCUUCUAUACCUUCGGAUCAAACUCAAGGAGCCCGAGGAAUUCAAAAGGGAGAGUGCUAUGCUGGGAUCCAUCUUUUCCGACUUUGUCGGUCCGAAGUACGCUCUCUCAAUUGGCGUCUUCCUCCAAGGAAUUGUUGGCUUUCUCAUGGCUGGAUUAUAUCGUCACCUUGCCAAGCCCGGGAAUGUCGGUGGGUUCGCAGUUGUAUAUGGUAUUUUCCUCUCCCUAGGCGAGUUUGGUCCAGGUGACAAUCUUGGCCUUAUUGCCUCCAAAUCCUGUGCUACCGGUGUUCGUGGGCAGUACUACGCCAUCGCUGCUGCAACUGGGAAAAUCGGAGCUUUCGUCGGCACCUACAUCUUCCCGUACAUCGAGAAAGCUGGUGGAUCGGAUUCAGUCGCAACAGCCCAAUAUCCCUUUUACGUCUCAAGUUCCUUGUGCAUCUUCAGCGCAUUUUUAGUUCUGCUACUCCCUCAUAUUGGUCAGGACACUAUCACCACGGAGGAUAUCAAGUUCAGAGCGUACCUGGAGAGCAAGGGAUGGGAUACUAACCAGAUGGGUCUGAUGAAGGGGGAGAACAUGGAGGCUCCAGUGGAGAGUGGUUCACCAGUAUUAAGUGAGAAGAGGGCAGAGAAUGUCUUUCAGCCGUCUCUACUUAAGACAUUAACAGCAGACCUCUACACUCUCGGCUACACGCACCAGCUCAGCGUAGAUUCUUCACAAGUGGUAAUCCAAGCCAUGGCGCUGAAAUACUCGGCGCUGGGAAUCGAUACCGAGUGGCGGGUUAUGGAUGUGCGGGCGUUGGAGAUGGGGGAUGGGGGUGUGGAUGUGGCGGUUGACAAGGGGACGCUGGAUGCGUUUCUGUAUGGCAGUUUGUGGAAUCCGCUGGCGGAGGUGAGGGGGGAUGUCGGGAGAUGGAAGCUGGAGUGGGAGAAAGGGAGAUUGGAAGAUGGAUGUGCUGAUUUAGGUGGUGCUUUGUUACAACCACAUUUUAUGAGACCGAUGUUGGCUAGGGAUGAUAAGUGGGAUGUCGAAGUGGAGAUCCUGGAAGAUCCUGACGGUGGGGGCGGAUUCGAGUAUUUUGGCUUUGUGAUGAAGAGAUACCAAGAUACAUAA